AUGGAGCCCUCGGCGCCGGCGGGCCAGGCCCGGGCGGCAGCCAGCAAGCUGUCGGAGGCGAUGGGCGCAGUGCUGCAGGAUCCCCGGCGGCAGCGGCGCCUGGUGCUGGUCAUCGUGUGCGUGGCGCUGUUCCUGGACAACAUGCUGUACAUGGUCAUCGUGCCCAUCGUGCCCGACUACAUUGCCCACAUGCAUAAGGCCGGCAGGCCCACCACGAGCCCCAAAGUGCACACCCUGCAGGUGCCCACUCCAACCAGUGACAGUGACAACAUGAGCAACACCUCAGCGUCCCCGACGGAGAGUGAGGACGUGAAGAUCGGGGUGCUGUUUGCCUCCAAGGCCAUCCUGCAGCUGCUGGUCAAUCCCCUGAGUGGGCCCUUCAUUGACCGCAUGAGCUACGACGUGCCGCUGCUUAUUGGCCUGGGCGUUUUGUUUGCCUCCACCGUGCUGUUCGCGUUCGCGGAGGACUAUGCUACGCUCUUCGCUGCACGCAGCCUGCAGGGCCUGGGUUCGGCCUUUGCGGAUACGUCCGGCAUUGCCAUGAUCGCCGACAAGUAUCCUGAAGAGCCGGAGCGCAGUCGCGCACUGGGCGUGGCGCUGGCCUUCAUCAGCUUCGGGAGUCUGGUGGCGCCACCCUUCGGGGGCUCCCUCUACGAGUUCGCGGGCAAGCCUGCGCCCUUUCUGGUGCUCGCGGCUGUUUCGCUGCUCGACGCGCUGUUGCUGCUGGUGGUGGCCAAGCCCUUCUCCGCCGUGACGCGGGCGCGGGCCAACCUGCCGGUGGGCACACCCAUCCACCGCCUCAUGCUGGACCCUUACAUCGCUGUGGUGGCCGGGGCGCUCACCACCUGCAACAUCCCCCUUGCCUUUCUCGAGCCCACCAUCGCCACGUGGAUGGAGCACACGAUGGCGGCGUCUGAAUGGCAGACGGGCAUGGCCUGGCUACCAGCUUUCGUGCCGCAUGUGCUAGGUGUCUACCUCACCGUGCGCCUGGCGGCGCGCUACCCGCACCUGCAGUGGCUGUACGGGGCACUAGGGCUGGCAGUGAUCGGCGCCAGCUCGUGCGUGGUGCCUGCCUGCCGCUCCUUCGCACCGCUAGUGAUCUCGCUCUGCGGCCUCUGCUUCGGCAUUGCUCUGGUUGACACGGCACUGCUGCCCACGCUCGCUUUUCUCGUGGACGUGCGCCACGUCUCGGUCUACGGCAGCGUCUAUGCCAUCGCCGACAUCUCCUAUUCCGUGGCCUAUGCUCUCGGGCCCAUAGUGGCGGGGCACAUAGUGCACUCGCUUGGUUUUGCGCAACUCAGCCUUGGCAUGGGCCUGGCCAACCUGCUCUAUGCGCCGGUCCUGCUGCUGCUGCGCAACGUGGGCCUCCUGAGGCGCUCCCGCUCGGAGCGCGACGUGCUGCUGGAUGAGCCACCGCAGGGUCUGUAUGAUGCUGUGCGCCUGCGUGAGCGCCCUGUAGCGGACCCAGACGGCGCCCCUCGAAGCCCUUCGGGCCCCUUUGACGAGUGCGAGGACGUCUACAACAAUUACUACACCCACAGCUAG
Molecule: messenger RNA, 1545 nt
Organism: Hyaena hyaena (striped hyena)
Lineage: Eukaryota; Metazoa; Chordata; Mammalia; Carnivora; Hyaenidae
Gene: SLC18A3
Product: solute carrier family 18 member A3
Exons: 1
Coding region: 1-1545 (514 amino acids)
Biological process (GO): transmembrane transport; chemical synaptic transmission
Cellular component (GO): AP-1 adaptor complex; AP-2 adaptor complex; terminal bouton
Molecular function (GO): acetylcholine transmembrane transporter activity
Source: RefSeq, a predicted model, not a curated record